Messenger RNA from Drosophila ficusphila, 3836 nucleotides. Its product is annotated as solute carrier family 22 member 3. Gene Ontology annotation, molecular function: transmembrane transporter activity. The coding region runs from base 277 to 2652 and encodes 791 amino acids. Gene Ontology annotation, cellular component: membrane. The record is from RefSeq and is a predicted model, not a curated record. Lineage: Eukaryota; Metazoa; Arthropoda; Insecta; Diptera; Drosophilidae. The transcript is spliced from 5 exons. Gene Ontology annotation, biological process: transmembrane transport.
CAUACUGCAAGCCUGCGGGUGCUCCACUCCAUCUGGUGGUCUGGCGCGACCUUCUGGGUAUCCAGAAUUCCGUAAACAAUCAGCUCUUGGGAUACUUCCCCAGUUCCCAAUUGUUUGCCCGCCAAAAAGGCGUCGAUUUGAUUUAUUGACGGACUGUGCGUGUUCGGGGGUGUCGUGAUUAUAUAAAUUUCAAUUGCACAACUAAAUCGACGAGCAGCAUGGGAGCGCAGACUGAAUAGUUCCUAAUUCAUUAUCCGUUGCAAGCGAAAUGUUAAAAUGAGUUUCAUCCAUCCCGACGUUGGAUUAAUGCGAUCGGCUGCAAAUCUCCCGAGUUCGAUGGCGGAACCCAAGUCGAAAUCGGAGGAGGAUCGCAGGAGCCCCUCGAACGAUCGAGUAGAGAUUAAAAUCGUCAUGCUCAAAGUUCAGGCAGAGUCCCCGCUACUGCCCCUGAAGGAGGACGAGCCGUCGCCCCCUCGAGCUCCGAGUUCCCCGCACAUAUCAGCCAGUAGGUCACCCCACCAGCUCAGCACCCAAGUCGGCGACCUCGAGCCGCACCCACCACCCACUUCCGCGCCCAGCGAGCUCACCCACCGCCCCAACUCCCUGCCGCCCAGCAGCGAAAGUCCGGGGGAGAGGCCAACAACAACAGCACUAGCAACAACAACAACAACCAUCACGAGGGAGCGUUCUACAAGGACCUCACAGGCAAGGAGCUCCCCCAAAAACGGGCAGCAGCACGAGUACCAGCUGUACCCCAACGACACCUUCGCCCGACUGGAAGGAAAGGCCCCGAGGCCGAGCACCAAGAUGCAGACGAAGGUGGACGCCGUGGGCAGGAUCACCGGGCCGUGGGGCAAGUGGCAGCUGCGCACGGUGCUGCUGAUCUUCCUCUGCAAGAUUCCCUCCUCCUGGUUCAUGGCCUGCAUCAUUUUCACGGCUCCGGCGCCGCGGCACGGAGAGUUCUUCUGCAAGCCGCCGAACACGAUCGGCGCCCAGAACCAGACGCAAUGGAUCAAGGUGUCGCAUCCGCAGAAGGAGGAGAGCGACGACCAGGAGUUCAGCAUCGACUUCUGCAACGUGUAUCAGGACGCGCAGGAGCACGCCCACCACUACUACAACUACGAGAACAGCGAUCAGGAGCCGCGCGUGUGGGAGAAGCCCCUGCACCGCAACUCCAACGUGAUCCCCUGCACCGAGUUCCAGCACGAGUCCGACUACCACUCGGUGGUCACCCAAUACGACCUCGUCUGCUCCCGGGACAUCCUCGUAUCGGUCACGCAGUUCUUCCACCUGUUCGGCGUCCUCACGGGCGGCAUCCUCGCCAACCAGCUGCUCAAAUAUUUUAGUCCGCGAAACGUGAUGCUCUUUGGCAUGAUUUCGCAGAUAUUUUGCGGCAACCUCACGGGGCACGUGGCCUCCUACGAACUGCACGUGUUCUUCCGCUGCCUCUCCGCCGUGUGCUGUGCCCAGAUGUACACCGCCGGCGGCCAGAUCAUGGCCGACAUAACCGCUGGCAAGUACCGCACCUGCGUCUCCACGCUCUUCGAGCAGUUCUGGUCAAUCGGCGUGAUGAUGCUGCCCGGGGUAGCGAGCUUCUGGUCCAGCUGGUCCCACCUCUACAUGGCCAUCUCGUGGCCCACUGUGAUACUCAUCUAUCUGUGGCAAUGGAUUCCCGACUCGCCGCGCUGGCUGAUCGCCCGCGGACGCACGCAGGACGCCAAGAAGAUCCUGCUGGAGUGCGCCGAGGUGAACGGGACGAGGUACAACCUGCCCCACGACAUCGACCAGCAGUUGGAGCUGCAGGCACAGACGGCGAUGGACGCGCCCCCGCCCAGUGGGUGGUGGGCGAUGUGGAAAGGCGAGCGGGCGGUGCGGCACAUAGUGUGCGUGCACCUGGCCUGGUCGCUCUACAUUGUGGUCUACUACGGCAUGCUGCUCAACAUCCGCUCCUUCAGCCGCGACCACCUGUACAUCAACACCUUCGUGGCGGGCUUCAGCGAGAUGAUGGGCACCUUCUUCGGGCUCUUCCUGAUCCUGCGGACCACGCGCAAGUGGUUGUGGGCCGGGCUUUUUAACGUCGUCGCGGGAUGCAUCGCCUACUGCGGCUGGCUGGUGCCGAAGCCCAGUGUGAUCGGACUUGACCCGAACGUGGCACUGCUGAUGUGCUCGGCCAUGGUCUCCAAGAUGGCCAUAUCCACGACGCUCAGUAUUCUGACUACCUGCACGGUGGAGCUGGUCUCGGACGACAAAAAGAAAAUCACCUCCUUCUCCACCAUUUGCUGGGCUCGUUUCUGGCUGCUCGGAGCGCCCUUCAUCGGGUCCACGGUGGUCUUCGGUCAGCUCAUACCCCAGACGGCGUUCGCCUCCCUGGCGAUUCUCGGCGGUCUGUGCACCGCCCUCAUCAGUAGUCCCAGGACACAUCCCAUCUCAAGGCCAUCUCCCGCCUCGCCGGCCGCUCAGGGGGCCCAAAACAUGGCCUCUCAGUUCACCAUCAUCGACGGCAUGGACAACAAGGGCUACACGCCCAGCGCCAAGCCGAUCCACUCGAACAGCGUCAUCAAGAAACUGACCACGCCGCAAUCUAAUCUACCUCCUCAACUGAUGCCCGGCAUUUGGACGACCAAGAUCAACGAGGACGGGCCACCACUGUGAGCAGCGCUCCGAGGAUAAAGUGUGUAAAAGAUGAGGGGUUGGGCUUAAAAAUCAUCUUCUCAGCCAAGGUUAGGAUGUCAAAUAAGCUAUUUAGUAAGGUGAAAUUGGAAGAGCAGAUGCUAUUGCUAACCUCGGUUUGGUUCACUUUGGUGGCGCUGUGACUUGAAAACUGCAGUCUACAAAUUUGGUAUAAACUAUAUAAUUAUAGCCCGAGAACAUUAGGGGCAUAUUUUUACAAGCAACUUUCCCAAAGGAAAAUGGCAACUUAAGUCCCAGAUAUUUGCACACUAAAGUAGGAACUCAACUUUUCCCUCAAAAUUAGGAAUGCUCAAGCGAAUUAACUAUCUUAAGCACAAGAAGACAAAGGUACAUUUUUAAGUAGGUAAACUCUUAAGCUUAAAGCUGUGGAAUAGAAUCUUUAACCAAAUUCUUUGAAAGGGAAUGGACGUUGGGAAACUGAAGUAGUAGUGCGAUGAAACGGAAAACAUUUUCUUUUCUUUUUCUCUAAUUUAAGAAGUUAGUUGCUUAGGAAACCCGGAAGGCCAUAAAAGCACUCGAGUCUGGGAUUAACUUCAGCGCAGCCAUAAAUAGUAGUCUUCUAAGUAAGUAGGUCAAGUGUGGAACUCGCCUUGGGUCAAGCCCAGUAUUAAGCAGUCACUAUUGAACCAGAACAGAACCGCACCGAAUCCAACCUCAUGUAGAACCCUCUGCACAGUCAAGCCAACCUUCAAUGGUGAUCCUUCUAAAGGCCUAUGGUUCCACAUUUAAGUGAUUGUGUUGCAAACACCUGGAGAGAAUUACAUGAAAAGACAUAUAAGAGUAGUUAAACAAUAAUUACGGAUAAUGAUAUGGACAGUUUUAAUUAAUUAUCUUUAUCAAUGAUAAUACAACUACUGAAUUGCAUAGAAGAAAACAAUAAUUUUAGAGUACCCAUUACUUACUUUAUUACCGUUAUGUAUUAUUAUUAUCAAUUACCAAGCUAAUUUAAUUCGAAUCAAUUAGUAGUUUUUCGGGUCCUACGUACACACAUAACUAUGAAUGUAGAAUAUGUUUAAAGUUGAAACCUCUAGUGAAUACGCUUAGCAAAGUGUUGAAUGUUAUCAGAUAAUGGUUACUAUAUGAAAGGAAAUGUUAUACAUGGCAAAAGAGCAAUAUUUUUCUAAUAAAGCAUCCCAUAAAUACAA